AAGAGCUGGUGGACUUUAGCCCACCACGCUUGGAGAGUAAACAGUAAACCUGUGGGACGUUCCCUGACCAGAUUUGACCAGAUCUCAGGGAAAGUUGGGUUGGGUUGAAGCGAAUUCAUCUCCAGAACAACGAGAAGCUGUGAAACUUUAUCGUUUUACUGCUCCCCUCCUUCUUCUGCGUCUUCCAGAGGAGAUACUCCACAGGAACCUGAAGUUAAGCAUUAACUACGCUGAGAUUAACCAGCGCUGAUCCCUCGUGAAGCGUCCAGAAGAGCUCGUCCGGAGCAGAGCGACGGUUGAGCGACGGUUGGGUUGAGUCGAGUCGAGUUGAGACGGGAUUUUCUCUGGGAUUCACAUUUUUGCUCUAAAGUCGGGAAAAGAAGCAUCACCUCCAUUCAUGCUGGUCGAUAAUCACUCGUCGCUAAUCGCUGAAUGCUAAUCGCUAAUCAAAGGCAAGAAAAAAAGCAGAAGGAACCAUGUCCGCCACCCUGGACGACUACUGUGGCUCCAUAUUUUGGAAUGCCUCUCUGCUGAACCGGACUGAUCCGGAUCUGACGGUGUGUGUGGAGAGGACGGUUCUGGUCUGGGUGCCGCUGGGGUUCCUGUGGCUCUGUGCCCCCUGGCACCUGGCAACCCUCUUCAAGAAGAAGCCCCCCGGGGGUCCGUUCUCCACCCUCUACACCUGCAAACAGGCCCUGGGGGGGCUGCUGCUGCUGACGGCCGUGGCGGCGCUCGCUCUGACUCUGGCUGAAGAUUACGGAGCAGCGAGUGACUCAUCCUCUCCUAAAAGCCCUGCGGUGCUCUACGCUAAUCCUGUGCUCUUCAUCGUCUCCUGGCUGCUGGUGAUGUUGGUGCAUGAAGCUGUGAGACGGAGGGAGAAAGCUGUAGAUUCUGGAAGUCUCUUCCUCUUCUGGCUGCUGCAGAUCAUCUGUGAGAUCUUCCCCUUCCAGACCCUCCUGAGAGACGCUCUGAACUCGGGGACAGUGGAAGAUCUUCCGAGGUUCUGUCUCUUCUACAUCUCCUACGGGCUUCAGCUCAUCUCUCUGGUUUUAUCGGCCAUCGCUGAUGUUCCAGCUCACCGCAAGGAGGUCGCCAAGAAGAAUCCAGAAGCUGGAGCUGCGUUUCUCAGCAGGGUCACGUUCAACUGGUUUAACUGGAUGGUGAUUAACGGCUACCGGCGUCCUCUGGUUCAGGAGGACAUGUGGGAGCUGAGUGAGAAGGACAGUACGAACUUCAUCAGUCGGGAGUUUGAGGAGAUGAUGAAGCAGGAGCUGAGGAAAGCUCACAGCCGACUGCAGAAGAAGAAGAUGAAGAUGAAGAUGAAGAAGAUCUCCAGACCUGAACAUCAACAGAACGGCCUGAACAAGGGGAUCAGUCAGGAUGUUCUGGUUCUGGAGGAGACGGGAGAACAGAAGAAGAAGAAGAAGAAAGAGAAGAAGGAGAAGAAGAGCAGCUCUCUGUAUCCAGACUCCUGGUUGGUUCCCACUAUUCUGAAGUCUUUUAAAGGGAUGCUCUGGGAAUCGGCCCUCUUUAAACUCCUGCAGGACCUGCUGGCGUUCGCGAGCCCACAGCUCCUCAAGGUGAUGAUCUCAUUCGCUCAGAAUAAAGAUAUUCACACCUGGCAGGGUUACCUGUACGCAGUGCUGCUGCUGGUGGUGGCCAUUCUGCAGUCCAUCUUCCUGCAGCAGUAUUUCCAGCGCUGCUUCGUUCUGGGGAUGAAAGUCCGAACCGCCAUCAUGGCGGCCGUUUAUAAGAAGGCUCUGGUCGUCUCCAACGACGCUCGUAAAGAGUCCACCGUGGGAGAGACGGUGAACCUGAUGUCGGCCGACGCCCAGCGCUUCAACGACGUCACCAACUUCAUCCACCUGCUGUGGUCCUGCCCCCUGCAGAUCAUCCUCUCCAUAGUGUUCCUCUGGAUGGAGCUCGGGCCCUCGGUACUGGCCGGUCUGCUGGUCAUGGUGCUGAUGGUUCCCAUCAACGGGCUGCUGGCCACCAAGUCCAAAACCUACCAGAUGGAAAACAUGAAGCUGAAGGACAAACGCAUGAAAAUCAUGAAUGAGAUCCUGAACGGCAUCAAGAUCCUGAAGCUGUACGCCUGGGAGCCGUCGUUCGAGGCUCAGGUUCAGGAUAUCAGAGAGCAGGAGCUGAAGGUGAUGAGGAAGUUCGCCUACCUGUCCUCCGUCUCCACCUUCAUCUUCUCCUGCGCUCCGGCUCUGGUCUCCUUGGCGACCUUCGCCGUUUUCGUGUCCGUCAGUCCGGAUAACAUCCUAGACGCAGAGAAAGCUUUUACCUCCAUCUCUCUCUUCAACAUCCUGCGCUUCCCUCUCGCCAUGCUGCCCAUGCUCAUCUCCUCCAUGGUGCAGACAGUGGUGUCCAGGAAACGCUUAGAGAAGUUCCUCGGUGGGGAAGACCUGGACACCAACGCCGUGCAGAACGACAGCAGCUACAAAGCGGCCGUGACCCUGAGGAACGGGACCUUCGCCUGGGGGAGCGACGCCGAUCCGGUCCUGAGAAACGUAAAUCUGGAGAUCAGCCCGGGUCAUCUGGUGGCGGUGGUGGGGGCGGUGGGGUCAGGGAAGUCCUCGCUCAUCUCGGCUAUGCUGGGGGAAAUGCACAACCUCUCCGGUUCCAUCAAUAUCAAGGGAGACGUGGCGUACGUUCCUCAGCAGGCCUGGAUUCAGAAUGCCACUCUGAAGGACAACAUCCUGUUCGGUUCUGAUCCGGACGAGCGGAGGUUCAACAGGGUGGUGGAGGCCUGUGCCCUGAAGCCGGACCUGGAGCUGCUUCCUGGAGGAGUUCAGACUGAAAUUGGAGAGAAAGGUAUUAAUCUGAGUGGGGGUCAGAAGCAGAGGGUGAGUUUGGCGCGAGCAGCGUUCAGUUCUGCAGAUAUUUACCUGCUGGACGACCCGCUGUCUGCUGUUGAUUCUCAUGUGGGGAAACACCUGUUUGAGAAGGUGAUCGGACCCAGAGGUCUCCUGAAGGACAAGACUCGUAUUCUGGUGACUCACGGGAUCAGCUUCCUGCCGUAUGUAGAUGAGAUCGUGGUGUUGGUGGACGGCGUGGUGUCGGAGGUGGGCUCCUACAGCAGUCUGAGGGCCAGUAAGGGGGCGUUCUCCGAGUUCCUGGAUACUUAUGCUAAAGAGGAGAGUAACCGCUCUGAUUCCAGGAAGGACUCGGGUUCAGACGCUGAUCAGGUGGAGGCGGUUCCGGAGGUUCUGGACCCUCAGGCCGACAGCCCCCCGGAGGACGUGGUCUCGGUUACGCUAAAGAGAGAGAACAGCCUACGCCACAGCCAGCGCCACGCCCAGCGCAACGGCAGUGUGAAAGUGAGGAGGAACAGCUCCUCCAGAAGCAGGAAGGAAUCGGACGAGGCGAAGAAAGGCCAGAGACUGAUUGAGAAGGAGGCCAUGGAGACUGGAAAGGUGAAGUUCUCGGUGUACCUGCAGUACCUGAGGGCUAUGGGUUGGGUUUACGCCACCUCGUUCGUCGUGGUUUACUUCAUCCAGAAUGUGGCUUUCAUUGGUCAGAACCUGUGGCUCAGCGAUUGGACGAACGACGCUGUUGAAUAUCCCAAUGGAAGCACCUACCCCGCCCACAUUAGAGAUAUGAGAAUUGGUGUUUUUGGAGCUCUUGGAGUUGCACAAGGUUUCCUGGUGUUUGUAGGAACUCUGCUGCUGGCUGAUGGAGCUAUCCACGCCUCCAGAACCCUCCACUCUCGCCUGCUGUCCAACAUCCUGCGGGUUCCCAUGCUGUUCUUCGACACCACGCCGUCCGGAAGAGUCGUCAACCGAUUCGCCAAGGAUAUGUUUACUGUGGACGAGAUGAUCCCCAUGUCCUUCCGCUCGUGGGUUCUGUGUCUGCUGGGGGUUCUGGGGACGCUGUUCGUCAUCUGCCUGGCCACGCCCAUCUUUACCGCCAUCAUCGUGCCGCUCGCCGUGGUCUACUACUUUGUUCAGAGGUUUUACGUGGCCACAUCCAGACAGCUGAGGCGUCUGGACUCGGUGUCUCGCUCGCCCAUCUACUCUCACUUCGGCGAGACGGUCUCGGGUCUGUCGGUUAUUCGCGCCUACGGACAUCAGGAGCGCUUCCUGCAGCGCAACAGAACCACCAUCGACGAGAACCUGAAGAGCGUCUACCCCUGGAUCGUCUCCAACAGGUGGCUGGCCAUCCGGUUGGAGUUUCUGGGUAAUCUGGUGGUGUUUUUCUCAGCGCUGUUCGCCGUAAUAUCUCGAGAUAGCUUGGACAGCGGCCUGGUUGGACUCUCCAUCUCCUACGCUUUAAACGUGACUCAGACUCUGAACUGGUUGGUGAGGAUGACCUCAGAGCUGGAGACCAACAUCGUGGCGGUGGAGAGAGUCAGUGAGUACACCGAGAUCCAGAACGAGGCUGAUUGGAUAACGAGCAGGCGUCCUCCUGCUGAUUGGCCGUCUGAAGGGAAGGUGCGGUUUGAGGACUAUAAGGUCCGGUAUCGUCCGGAGCUGGAUCUGGUUCUGCACGGGGUGACGUGUGAUAUCGACAGUACGGAGAAGAUUGGAAUUGUGGGUAGAACUGGAGCAGGAAAGUCCAGCCUGACCAACUGUCUGUUCCGGAUUAUUGAAGCAGCCGAUGGACGAAUCCUGAUAGACGGGGAGAACAUCGCCAGCAUGGGUCUCCACGACCUCAGGAGCAGACUCACCAUCAUUCCACAGGAUCCAGUGCUGUUCUCAGGAUCUCUGCGGAUGAAUCUGGACCCGUUUGAGAGGUUCAGUGAUGAGGACAUCUGGAGGGUUCUGGAGUUAGCUCAUCUGAAGGAGUAUGUCGGGACUCUUCCUGCAGGACUUCAGCACGAGGUUUCGGAGGGAGGAGAAAAUCUCAGUGUUGGUCAGAGGCAGCUCCUGUGUUUGGCUCGGGCUCUUCUCCGUAAAUCUAAGAUCCUGAUUCUGGACGAGGCCACGGCCGCCGUGGAUCUGGAGACGGACGACCUGAUCCAGACCACCAUCCGCCGAGAGUUCUCCCACUGCACCGUGCUCACCAUCGCCCACCGCAUCAACACCAUCCUGGAUAGCUCACGGGUGAUGGUAUUGGACGCUGGGAAGAUCGUGGAAUUUGAUUCGCCGAGCGCUCUGCUGGAGAGGAAGGGACACUUUUUCGCUCUGGCUAAAGAGGCCGGAGUCACGUCUAUACAGUACACAGCUCUGUGAGAUCUGCUGAAGAUCUGAGGAACCACCAGUUUCACAGGCCUGAUCUAUGAUGUGGCCACCAGAACCCGGCGAGACCCGAAGCCCAGCUCUGCUGUUCCUGUAUCUACUGAACGUCUGAUAAACGAGUGACUGUAAACCAGAGGAUUCACGCUGCUUCUCCUCACACUGGAUUAUUACCUGCUCUAAUUUAUACUGUUUUAAAGAAAAAUGAGAUUUCUUCAGCAUUUUUUACAUUGUUCUUUAUUUGUUUACGGUGUUUGUUAAUGUAUUAAUAACUCAUUCGAUAGUAAUAAAGUAAUUUCAAUAUUU
This is a messenger RNA of Astyanax mexicanus (Mexican tetra), 5489 nucleotides long. Its product is annotated as ATP-binding cassette sub-family C member 2. Gene Ontology annotation, biological process: transmembrane transport. Gene Ontology annotation, cellular component: apical plasma membrane. NCBI's taxonomy places the organism in Eukaryota, Metazoa, Chordata, Actinopteri, Characiformes, Acestrorhamphidae. The transcript is spliced from 32 exons. Gene Ontology annotation, molecular function: ABC-type transporter activity; ATP binding; ATP hydrolysis activity. The record is from RefSeq and is a predicted model, not a curated record. Bases 477 to 5180 code for a protein of 1567 amino acids.